Musca vetustissima is the source of this 3871-nucleotide messenger RNA. RefSeq names its product intersectin-1 (gene Dap160). The record is from RefSeq and is a predicted model, not a curated record. Gene Ontology annotation, biological process: clathrin-dependent synaptic vesicle endocytosis; endosomal transport. Gene Ontology annotation, molecular function: protein binding; calcium ion binding; molecular adaptor activity. The transcript is spliced from 11 exons. Lineage: Eukaryota; Metazoa; Arthropoda; Insecta; Diptera; Muscidae. Gene Ontology annotation, cellular component: cytoplasm; presynaptic membrane; plasma membrane.
AUGAAUCCAGCCACAGAUCCCUGGAUAAUUACACAACGAGAAAAACUGAAAUAUGUGGAACAAUUUAAGGCAUUACAGCCGCAGAAUGGUUUUGUUACCGGCGGCCAGGCAAAGGGUUUCUUUUUGCAAUCACAAUUGCCGCCUUUAAUACUUGGACAAAUAUGGGCACUGGCUGAUACAGAUUCCGAUGGCAAAAUGAACAUAAAUGAGUUCAGUAUUGCAUGCAAGCUAAUCAAUUUGAAAUUACGUGGCAUGGAAGUACCCAAAGCGUUGCCACCAUCGCUAUUGGCUUCGCUAAGUACCGGAACGACACCAACUCUGACACCAACAGGCGCUGGUAGCCUAAGUCCAUUGGAAGCAACAAAAACCGCUGUGGCGGCGGCUGCCCAAAAGCCCGAAGUACCACCAAUGCCCACAGCAGCUGCAGUGCCCACCUCAGCGGCCGCUCCAUUGGUACCAAUGCCCGGGGCUGUGCCCAUUGUCCCCGGCAUGGUUCCCGGUUCUUUGCCAGGCAUUGUGCCACAGGCUAAUAUGGCUCCGGCAGCCAUGGCUGGAAUACCACCAAUGCAACAAAUGACUGGCGCUGUGCCAGUAAUGCCUGCCGCAAUGCAGGCCGGUAUGAUGCAUGGUGGUGUUGCCGGUGUUCCCGGGGUGCCAGCUGUUGCUGGUAUGCCAGUGGUAACACAACCAGCUGCAAUGCCAGGCAUACCGCCCAUGAUGCCUGGUGGCAUGGUGCCUGGUGUGGCACCCACGGUUCCUGUUGUAGGCGGCAUGGUGGCGGGUGGUGUGGCACCGCCACCAAUACCACCACCAGUAUCUGUGGCAGCGAAAGUAAUUUCACCACCAAAUGCAGUGGCUGCAGCAGCUGUGGCCGCCACACCCACACCACCGGGUAGUAAUCCACCAAGUCGCAAUAUGUCCAUAUCGGAAAGGGCACCAUCAUUGGAAUCACCACAAGGAGAAUGGGCUGUCAAGGCCCCAGCCAAACGCAAAUACACUCAAGUCUUCAAUGCCACAGAUCGUAAUCGCACGGGCUAUUUAACUGGACCCCAGGCCCGUGGCAUUUUGGUACAAAGUAAAUUGCCACAAGCCACACUGGCUCAAAUCUGGACUCUUUCUGAUUUGGAUACCGAUGGCCGUCUCAGUUGUGAUGAAUUUAUAUUGGCCAUGUUUUUGUGCGAUAAGGCCAUGAAUGGUGAAAAAAUACCCGCCACUUUGCCGGCUGAUUGGAUACCACCUAGUUUUCGUAAAAAUAAAUCUCGGCAGGGCUCUGUGUCGGGUCCCAUUUCAAGGCCUGGCUCACAGCCAGGAUCUCGACAUGCCUCGGUUUCAUCUCAAGGGGCCGGCGAUGCCGAUCCUUUGGCUGGACUACCACAAACCUCUUUCGAAGACAAACGCAAAGAGAACUUUGACAAAGGUCAGGCUGAGCUGGAUAGACGUCGUAAAUUAUUACAGGAUCAGCAGCGCAAAGAAAAGGAGGAACGUGAACGUAAAGAACGUGAAGAGGCCGAAAAACGUGAAAAGGCCCGGCUUGAAGCUGAACGCAAACAACAGGAAGAACUUGAACGUCAGCUGCAGAAGCAGCGUGAACUCGAAAUGGAAAAGGAGGAACAACGAAAACGGGAACUUGAAGCCAAAGAAGCUGCUAGGAAAGAAUUGGAAAAACAACGUCUCUUGGAAUGGGAACAGGCACGCAUUGCCGAGCUGAAUUCUCAAAAGCAACGUGAACAGGAACGUGUACUCAAGCAAAAAGCCCACAAUACUCAAUUAAAUGUGGAAUUGAGUACAUUGAAUGAAAAGAUCAAAGAUCUUUCACAGAAAAUUUGUGAAACACGUGCUGGCGUGACCAAUGUCAAAUCGGUUAUUGAUGGAAUGCGUUCACAGCGUGACACAUCCAUGUCGGAAAUGUCCCAGCUAAAAGCUCGUAUCAAAGAACAAAAUGCCAAAUUAUUGCAAUUGACACAGGAGAAAGCCAAAUGGGAUGCCAAAGCCAAGGCGGCCGGUGCCUUGGGUGAUGCCGGCCAACAGGAGCAGUUGACAGCAGCAUUUGCAAAUAAACAACUAAUAAUCAAACAACUCAAAGACAAAGUGGAAAACAUCCGAAGUGAAAUUGAAUCUAAAAAAGAAGAUAUCAAUUCCCAUGACAUACAAGUGACCGAAGUGAAGGCAGAACUUUCCGAACUUAUUAAAAAGUGUGAAGAAUUAUAUGCCGAUUAUGAUAAACAGCGAACACAAGUUCUGGAAAUGAAAUAUAAUAAAAAGAAUGAAAAUGUUACCGCGACCUCGGCAUGGGACACAGGAUCGGCAUGGGGUGCAACCACAACAUCAAGUAUUGAUCAAUAUUCGUUGGCAAAUGACAAUAGUACAGCUGUGGCAUCCACUACGGCUGUAUCUUCUGCAAUGGAUAAUGCUGUUGUGGCGGAUACAAGCGGUCCGGCCCCUGAAGGUUUUGUUAAAUACAAAGCGGUGUAUGAAUUUACAGCUCGCAAUGCGGAUGAAAUAUCUUUUGUGCCUGGUGAUAUUAUAUUUGUACCGUUAGAACAAAAUGCUGAACCUGGUUGGUUGGCGGGUGAAAUAAAUGGCCAUACGGGAUGGUUCCCCGAGACCUAUGUGGAAAAAAUGGAAGAGGAUUUGGCGCCCACGGAGAGUUAUACCACUGCGCAAGAUACCUACAAUGAUAAUAGUCAGGGUUAUGGGUAAGGGUUUUUAAAGGAGACAUUUUUGGGAAUUGAAAAAAAUAAUUUUUGAAAUUUUUUUGUUUUUAGAACCACUUCUACGGACGCCGUGGCUGCAGAUCCUACCUACAAUGGUGAUGUUGAGUAUUACAUAGCCGCCUAUCCCUACGAAUCUGCUGAAGCUGGAGAUCUCACCUUCAGUGCCGGUGAAAUGGUAAUGGUGAUAAAGAAAGAAGGUGACUGGUGGACGGGUACAAUAGGCAAUCGCACGGGCAUGUUCCCCUCAAAUUAUGUACAAAAAGCAGAUGUGGGUGGUGCGGCCCCCACCAUCACAGAUACAACGGCCCAAUAUGAUGAUGCCUACAGCAAGGAUAACACAUACAAUGGCAAUGCUCAUCAUGAUCAAAUAACCGAAAAUGCUUCGACUGCUUUGUCAGAUAAUACGCUUGCCGCCGCCGCCUCGGAUACCCAAUUAACCAAUGAACAAAUGAACCCUGCCGCCGCCUCCUCCUCCUCCACCUCGAAUAUAGUCGAUAGCAAUGCGACUCACGAUGAUGCGGCAGCUGUGGCGGCCGAAGAGACCCGAACCAAUGAGGAACUGGAUACGGAAGUCUCACAAAUCAAUACACAAUCUAACAAUAAAACACAAUCAAGUGAACCUGCUGAAUCGUAUAGUCGUCCCAUGUCACGUACUUCUUCCAUGACUCCAGGCAUGCGAGCCAAACGUUCCGAAAUAGCACAAGUUAUUGCACCCUAUGAAGCUACCAGUCCUGAACAGCUGUCGCUGACUCGUGGCCAACUCAUAAUGAUCCGUAAGAAAACCGAAACCGGUUGGUGGGAAGGUGAACUACAGGCCAAGGGACGUAAACGUCAAAUCGGUUGGUUCCCUGCCACAUAUGUCAAAGUGUUACAAGGUGGUCGUAACAGUGGCCGUAAUACUCCCGUUUCCGGCAGUCGAGUUGAGAUGACCGAAACUAUAUUGGACAAAGUCAUUGCUCUGUACCCGUACAAAGCACAAAACGAUGAUGAAUUAUCAUUUGACAAAGAUGAUAUUAUCAGUGUACUGGGCCGAGAUGAACCCGAAUGGUGGCGCGGUGAAUUGAAUGGUCUUACCGGUUUGUUCCCCAGCAAUUAUGUUGGACCAUUUGUGACGUCCGGAAAUGUAUAACAAGUUAUGCCAGCCCCAGCUUACUAAA